Molecule: messenger RNA, 7782 nt
Organism: Plodia interpunctella (Indianmeal moth)
Lineage: Eukaryota; Metazoa; Arthropoda; Insecta; Lepidoptera; Pyralidae
Gene: MED23
Product: Mediator complex subunit 23
Exons: 17
Coding region: 372-4382 (1336 amino acids)
Biological process (GO): regulation of transcription by RNA polymerase II; positive regulation of gene expression
Cellular component (GO): mediator complex; transcription regulator complex
Source: RefSeq, a predicted model, not a curated record
GAAAUGGAAUAAAUUUUCUAUUUCUACGUUUUCGCUACAUACAAAUUUCAACUCCUCUACUUUGAAAUGAAAUGAAUAAUUUUUUUGUAAAUGAAAAAUAAUGAAAUACUGUUUUUAUGAUUUAUAGUACUAGUAGUAUUGUAAUGUUUUGAUCUAAGAAGUUAUUUGGUUUUUAUCCUCUUCUCACUCCUGUGUCUCACUCUUAGCUUGCUUGUGAGGCCUGUCAAAAUAGUGAUUCAAAUUGGGUUAUUAUUACCACCUAUUUUAGAGUUUUGAUAGAAGAAAUGUAAGAUACUCAACAAGGAAACAAUGAACAAGAAAAAACAAUAACUUAAUUGAAAAACCUGCAAUCUUUCAAUCCAACAAGUAAAAUGGCUGAUACUCAGGUAGCCAAUAUUGUCAAUGAAAUACUGAGAGUAGAAGCAGUAGAAGAGGCAUUUAGUUGCUUCUUGGUUCACAAGCCUGACCAAGAAAAUGAAAGACUUUUCAUGUACCAAAAAAAAUUGUGUGCUGUUAUGACAACAUUGAGUGCAGAUUUACAAGAGUCUGCUAUCAAGCAGUACCUCAGUUUGACUGCUGUUUUAACCAAUAGAUAUAAGAUGAAACAGCUGCUCAUACUUUUGGAAAACCUGGUGAAUACCAAUAUUUUACAAGCAAGAAUGCUGUGUGACUGCAUUCUUACAAAUGAUAAAUUGAUUUAUCAAAAUGCUGAUUAUUGGAUAGAAUGUUUUAAUUUAAUAAGGAGAAUAAUUGGAGGGGUUGAUUACAAAGGAGUAAGGGAAAUAAUGAAAGGUUGUCGAGAAAAAGCUCAUACAUUACCAUUGAGGUUGAAUUCCAGCACAAUGCCACAGCUCAAAGCAUUGUAUAAUGUUAUUGAGUAUAUUUUUGAUCGAAAUGCAUCACUUCUGCCAGCCUACUUCAUAGUGACCGAAAUUCAGAAAGAUUAUCCAGACAACAGUCACUGGCCACAUUGGCAACUAUCCAAGUUGUUGACGAGCUUUGUCGAAAGUUUCAAGCCUUGUGCUCAAAUGGUGUCAAUAAUAGGACAUUCACAUAUGCUUCCUGUUGUUGAAUUCUCAGGUUAUGCAGAUCACUUAAUUAACCCAUGGAGGUUAGACCCAACCACAUUAAAAUUUUCAUUGAAAGGAAAUUUGCCAUAUGAUGAUGAGUUAUUAAAGCCACAGAUUUCAUUGUUGAGGCAUGUUCUACAGCAACCUUAUUCGAGAGACAUGAUGUGUUCCAUGCUGGGUUUACAAAAACAGCACAAGCAACGAUGUAUUGCUUUAGAAGACCAACUUGUAGAGCUUAUGAUUUUGCCUAUGGAAAGAAGUGAACAGGAAAAUGAAGAAGAUGAGAUGUCUUCAACACACUGGUGUUGGCUUCAUUUAUCAUCACAAGUGAUAUAUCUUAUUUUGAUUGGUUUCGCUUCGUUUCCUAAUAUUGUCAUGGGUCUGCACAACAAAUUGAUUGGACAUGACAUGAAAAAAGGUCGUGAUCAUUUAAUGUGGGUUCUCCUUCAGUUUAUAUCAGGCAGUAUACAGAGGAAUCCAUUGUCUAAUUUCUUGCCUAUAAUCAAGUUGCACGAACUAUUGUACCCUGAAAAAGACCCUUUGCCUGUCCCAGAUUGUGCUAAAGCACACUGCACACAUCAGAUGGCAGUUGUAUGCAUAUGGAUGCAUUUACUUAGGAAAGCAGAAACAGAACAUAAAACUAUGACAAUGCCUCCAAAUUUGAAAGUUCAGUAUGAGUUUCUUCAGCACCUGAUGACAUCCAAUACUACUCCUACAUUGAUGGGAUCCGACUAUCGCAUUGCUUUGCUAUGUAAUGCGUAUUCGACUAAUAAUGAAUACUUUGCAAGGCCAAUGGGAAUCAUUAUAGAGUCGCUAUUUGGACCACAAAAGCCAUUGCCGAACGGGAAUCCUACGCCUCCACUGCCGACCGUUCCUUUGUCUAUGUGUAUACUUGACAGUUUGACUCUGCACUGCAAGAUGUCCUUGAUCCAUUCUAUUGUGACGCAUGUGGCUAAACUGGCUCAAAAUAAAACCAACUUGCCUGGCAGUACCAUGAUGACGCCAGCAUUAGUGGAAACAUACAGCCGUUUACUAGUAUAUACAGAAAUUGAGUCCCUAGGAAUUAAAGGAUUUAUACAUCAGCUGUUGCCCACUGUGUUCAAGUCUCAUGCAUGGGGCAUCCUACACAAUCUUUUGGACAUGUUCUCGUACCGGAUCCACCACAUUCAGCCGCAUUACAGGGUGACUCUGUUAUCCAAUAUACAUUCAUUAGCAGCUUAUCCACAAGCAAAUCAGACACAAUUGCAGCUUUGUUUCGAAAGUACAGCGCUUCGCCUGAUCACGAGCCUGGGGAGUUCCGGCGUACAGCUCCAGAUGUCGAGAGUGGUUUCGGAGCCCAAAUCACUGGUGUCUGCUGAGAGCGAGGAGCUUAACCGAGUGCUUGUCUUGACUCUAGCCCGCGGAAUCUACAUGACAGGCGCAGGUAGCGACAACGUGGCGAUGAAGGAGCUGCUGUCGACGAUCAUGACGAAUACGCCGCACAUGUGGUCGCAGCACACCUUGCAAUGCUUCCCCCCGGUGCUCGUCGAGUUCUUCGCACAGAAUCCGGCCCCGAAAGAGAACAAACAGCUGCUGAAAAAGUCGGUGGACGAAGAGUAUCGCAAGUGGACGUCGAUGGCGAACGACAACGACAUUAUAUCGCACUUCUCCGUGCCCGGCACGCCGCUGUUUCUCUGCCUGCUGUGGAAGAUGAUCUUCGAGACAAACAGGAUCAAUCCUAUUGCUUUCAAGAUCUUGGAGCGGAUUGGAGCGCGCGCGUUGUCCGCACACUUGCGCAAGUUCUGCGACUACCUCGUGUUCGAAGUGACCAAUCCGGCCGGUGGACACAUCAACAAGUGCGUCGACGCCAUCAACGACAUCAUUUGGAAGUACAACAUUGUCACCAUUGACCGACUUGUCUUGUGCUUGGUUCUUCGUCCUAACCCUGAUGCCAACGAGAGUCAAGUGUGUCUCUACAUCAUCCAAUUAUUGUUGCUGAAAGGCUCCGAACUGAGGAACCGUGCACAAGAUUUUGUAAAAGAAAACUCGCCUGAGCACUGGAAACAGAAUAAUUGGUACGACAAACAUUUAGCAUUUCAUAGAAAGUAUCCAGAGAAGUUCUCGCCGGAGGAAGGUAGCGGCAACGCGUACGGCGGCCCCAUUCCCGUGUAUCUCAGCAACGUGUGUCUGCGGUUCAUUCCAGUGCUGGACAUCGUAGUGCACCGCCAUUUGGAGAUCCCGCAGGUCAGCAAAAACCUGGAGCAGCUCUUGGAACAUCUGGGAUAUCUUUACAAAUUCCAUGACCGUCCCGUAACAUUCCUUUACAAUACAUUACAUUACUACGAGUCUAAACUCAGGGACAAGCCGCUGUUGAAGCGAAAGUUGGUGAAUGCUGUAUUAGGUUCUCUGAAGGAUGUGAGGCCCGCCGGCUGGGCCACUACGGAGGCUUUCCAGGCCUACAUGGCGAAAACUGACACGGACGCUACGGCCUGGGCGCCGGAUUUGAAUUAUUAUCUGAGCCUUGUCAACAGAAUGGUUGACACCAUGACUGGCAAUUCUCACUUUCCAAACACAGACUGGCGAUUCAACGAGUAUCCCAACCCAUCAGCGCAUGCGUUAUACGUGACUUGCGUAGAACUGAUUUCGCUGCCGCUCGCGCCCAAUGUCGUCGCGAACAACCUCCUCGACGUCGUCACCAAGGGAUUUGUGGUCAUACCAGCAGCCAAAAUUCAGCUUUGGAUCAACGCGAUAGGGCUCAUAAUGGCCGCUCUCCCUGAUCCCUAUUGGACCGUGUUGCAUGACAGGCUGUUGGAGUUGAUGACACAUAGUGACAUGACCGACUGGCAGUUCCCGUAUACGCCGUUCCAGUUAUUCAAUUUGUCGACAACGAAAGACGCGAUGCUGGAGAAUAAGUACAGUCUUGCCUUGGCGCUUGCGCAUGCAGUGUGGUACCACGCCGGCGCUGGACAGAUUAUGCAAGUGCCAGUAUUCGUGAAAGAGAAACUAUCGUCUGAGAUCCACAGCGAAACACAGCUGUUGUUCCUGUGCCACCUGGUGGGCCCGUUCCUGCAGCGCUUCAACUCGGACAUGUCGCGCACGGUCAUGGACCUGACCGUGACGCUAUACGAGCUGCUCGCGCACAUCGACAAGACGCAGCCGCACAUGCAACACAUCGACCCGCUCUGCGAUUUGCUUUACCACAUAAAGUACAUGUUCGUCGGCGACACAUUGAAGAACGAAGUGGAGAGUGUGAUCCGCAAGCUGCGGCCAGCUCUGCAGAUGCGGCUUCGUUUCAUCACACACUUGAACGUCGAGCAAAUCAACACCGCCUAGCAGAAUGACUACUACAGCUACACGCCUUCCAGCUCCAGUUCGAGCUCGGAGUAAAGGCGAAGCUGUAGUAUGAUUUCAUAUUAUCAAGAAUUUUGAUUCUUAAAUCAAAUAUUAAAACGCAGUUUUGCAGCCGGAAGAUGCAAAAGGAGUGGCUUUCUGUUUUGUAUUAUCGUUUAAGUGUUAGUGUGAUAGCAAAAGUGCGGUUUUAUGUUAUGUACUUGAUAACUUUGUUUUGGUGUCCGUGGCGACUUCCUUGAACUAGACUAUAGUUGAGUGUGAUGUGUAAAAACUAUGUUAUUUGAUAUAAUAUUAAGGUUAUGAAUUCCAUUAUCAUACGUGUUCACAUUGAUUGUGCGGUUGUAUGCUUCCUUAUAGGUUAUUGGAUGUGUAGGUAUAUUGGUACUUUGGAAUUCUCAAAAUUGAUUACCUCUUACUUACUCUACAUUAACAUUCAUACAUUUAUUUAAUAGAUACCAUAAGUAAUAAUUGCAGGUUAAGAAAUAAUAUUUUUCUAAAUGUACAAAUCCGUAUAGUUAAAUAGUAAUAAAAAAACAUCGCGCUGUCGGGACUGUAUAAUAUAGUAUUGUAUAAUAAUGCUAUGGUACAAUCCGAAUUGUUUAGAAUAGGUGGAUUAUAGGUGGCUUUGAAAUAGCUGCUAGUGGGUGCGCACGACCCGAAGCGAUGUUUCUCAGAGCGUUUCGGCCGUGCUGUCAAUUUUACAACUUUAUAAAUUUUAACAAAGACAAAAGUUUUACUAUCUGACUUUAAAGUAAUUCACUGUAUCCCAAUUGGUACUGUAUUGUGGUAAAAUGAUUUUAUUAUAAGAUUUUAUUUAUGAAGCUAUCUUCAACUGAACUGAAAUAUGUAACACGUCUAGUUUGGAUGACAAUGCAUUUUACUAUGAUAUGCAUAACCUAAUGAGGUGGUUCUUAAGAGCCUUUCGACGGCUGCGAUCGAGCUGUCAUCACAUUUUUUAUAUUUUAUUUAGUUCUACUAUCUGACUUUAUAAUAUCUAAUCUGUUCUGUGGUAAUGUCAAUUUUAUGAAUGGUUGAUUUUGGAAAUUGUUCCUUCCGCAAGAAAAUUGACGAAUCGUAGUGACAGCCCUGCCGCAGCUGUCGAAAUACUGCGAAUCACCCGAUAGUGCAUCCAAAAUCGUCUCACGACUUUAGCCCGUGCUGGGUACACGGAUUAAAAACUUUAUGAAUUCUACUAAUAUCAUAAAUUAAGGAUGUAUGUAGGUAUAUGUGUGUAUGUUUGUUACUCUUUCACGCAGAAUCUACUAGACGGGUUGUUAUGAAAUUUGGUACACGGGUAAAAUAUAACUUUGAAUAAAACAUAGGGUACUUUUUAUCCCGAAACUCCCACGUAGCGUAACCCUGGAGCUAGUAAGACAAUAUAUAUAUUUGACGGGUUGUGUGUGAACGGUUGUCCUGCUCGGUGGCGCAGUGGCGCAAUUUGGGUGUUUCUCUAUUUAAGCGUAAUUUAUGUAUUAUUUUAAUUAACAUAAUAUUUGAUAGAAAUCUAUAUGUAUUAUUUUAAUUCAUAAUAUCUCAGAAGUCGAUAAAGUUAAGUAAACAUCAUAUUUGUAUGUAGUUAAUACUCGUAGGAAAUAACUGUACAUCACAUGGGACAGUAAACCUGAAUCUUACUAGGGUUGGUUAAGAGGCUACCUUUGUUUUAAUGGUCACUUUAAAUUUAAUUGUUUUAGAAUUAAAUUGAUUUAAAUAUACAUUUCUAAAUUAUAUAUUAAAAAUCCUCAAUCGAAAUAUCGUUCUUAAAUCUCAAAAUGAUAUGUUUAAAAAAAUAUUUUAUAUCAGAUUGAAAGUCAUAACUCUGGUAGAAUUUUGAUUGAGCAAGAUUUUUUCAUUCACUACAAAGCUAAAUACUACUUAAUGUAGUACUUAAUGAUGGAAUUUUAAUUUAAUAUUGUGGUUUUUUUAAAUGUCUAUAUUUAAUUUUAGUUAUCUAUACAAUUAUUAUAAAGAGGUAAGCAUUUGUGACUUUGUUUAUUUGAGGCGGGUAAUCUUUGAAACUGCCGAACCGAUUUCAAAAAUUAUUUGAAAAUUGCUAUAGGCUAUACUUCAUCUCAAAAUUGAUUCCCACGGGAGUGAAGCCCCGGGCAACGUCUAGUUAAUGAUUUUAAAACAUAAACUAACACAAUGAGUUACAAAAUAUUUUUUCAGAGGGUGCGACGUCAUAUGUAUUAAUUAAGUAGUUCUUUGUUUGAUAAAGUUAAAAAAUAUAGUGAUUUAUAGAUAAAACCGAAAAAUAAUAGAUGUGAUGAAACUACUAAAUUAACCUUUUGUUUUUCAAGUUUAAAUAUUGAUAACGUUUGCUUGGCAUUAUAGAUGAGGUACUAAAAUUUCAUAUGACAAAAGAAUAUUGGAGAAGGAGAAAGAUUUUUAUGACAGUAGUAUAAUUUUAAGAAUUUAUAUAAUAAGUAUGAUGGAGUACUUGUACCAAAUGAGAAGUGAAUAAAUAAAUAAUAAUUAUUAAAUAUUUUGUAGCUCACUCAAUGGUUAUUAUGAUUUAUAAUAAGGUUUGAAUAUAUUAUGUUCAUACAUCUCAGGAGAUUUUUCGAUAACGGAUUAAUUCGGAAUUAGAAUUAGUUUAGAAAUAGCAAAACAUCAACACAAAAAUAAAUUAGGUAAUUUGUUUAAUUAUUUGUGUGAUUUAAGAAUAUUAUCGUUUUUAUCUCGUAUAAAUAAAAUUUAUUAUAUUUACAAUUCAGUACAUAGUAAUAUUUUAAAUAAAUUAAGUUUAAUAUGAAUUAAAACACUAUGAAUUAUAAUAUUCAAUAUGAAGUCAUGUAAAAUAUCAAUUCAACAAAAUAAAUUGUUUUCUUUUUUAUGUGAGACAGAUGAAAGUUACGAUAUAGAAUGUGUCACAUUUAAACUAAGAUUUGUGUGUUUAAAAGGUUACAAUAAAAUACUACCCUACUAUUUUAAAUGAUGCGUAAAUAUACGGUUGUCGAUUUGUCUAGUUUGUUGUGGAACAAAAAGCAUUUUAUAUUUUUUAUUUCCAUAAGUGCUCUACACGUGCGUGUAAUUCGGACUUAGUCAUCGUUCUUACCUUACUGCUUUGGUCAACCAACAUCGUAUUAUUUCUUUAGGUUCAAAAUAUCCAACUGCCUGUUAUUAAUAAAAUCCAAAAAAUUAAUAUUUUUUUAUUUAGUUGUAAAUAUGAUUGCUAAUAAACAUGCGUAAAUUUGUCAGUUUAGCAACAGCACCAUAGUAUGUUUUACAACUGUAUGUAAUUAGAUACAUAUUCAUAUUUAUGAGCCUGUUGUAUUAAAACACAAUCAAACAUUUACAUUAGAAUUAUUUGUGAUACUAGUAGACGAAUGUUAAUUGAUGAUCAACAAUAUAAUAACAAUUAAAUAUAUAUCGUUCUUAUGUA